Capsicum annuum is the source of this 614-nucleotide messenger RNA. RefSeq lists its product as uncharacterized. Lineage: Eukaryota; Viridiplantae; Streptophyta; Magnoliopsida; Solanales; Solanaceae. The coding region runs from base 87 to 392 and encodes 101 amino acids. The transcript is spliced from 2 exons. The record is from RefSeq and is a predicted model, not a curated record.
ACUACACUCUCCAUGUUAUCCCUUUCAUCCAUAUCCCCACUUGGUAAACUCCCACCUUGAAUAAUCUGCAGGGCCUACUAUCUACGAUGAUUCCAUUUUUUCCUCAUAUCUAUCCAAACAACAAGAAUAUCGACCUUCUUUACAAUCACUGGAAGAUACAGGGAAUGAACCAGGGAGUAGGACCUUUCUACUCAGUUAUAAGGCUUAGGGGGUUGAUGGAGAUACCUAAAGCUCAGAUUCUAGGACUAGCGGGGUCGAUGGAGACAGUUGGAGCUCAGAUUCUAGGACUUGCGGGGUAUAUGGAAACAGCUGGAGGUCAGAUGCCAAACAACAUAGCCUCCUCAUCCCAGGGAUCUUCUCCACAUACUGCGGAACCCUCUGGUUUGGCAUGAGUCCAAAGAGCAAAACAAGGCAGCAGACUAGAGCAAAGAAGGGCCAAUAGAAGGUUCUGGACCAGUAGUUAGAAGAAUGUAAAGUUCCUCAGGUGUUUGUACAUAGCAUAUUAAGAAUAGACAAGGAACUUCUUUUGUAAGACAAUAAAAGCCCACUCUUUUCUGAUUUGUAAUAAUAUUAUUAGGCCAAUACUCUCUCCUGCUAGCAUUUGUAUUGUUGCU